This is a messenger RNA of Mauremys reevesii (Reeves's turtle), 1617 nucleotides long. Its product is annotated as maestro heat-like repeat-containing protein family member 2B. Bases 61 to 1617 code for a protein of 518 amino acids. Gene Ontology annotation, cellular component: cytoplasm. The record is from RefSeq and is a predicted model, not a curated record. NCBI's taxonomy places the organism in Eukaryota, Metazoa, Chordata, Testudines, Geoemydidae. The transcript is spliced from 12 exons.
ACGUCUCGUCAGUGGGUGGUUGACUGUAUCAGCUGCCUUCUCUGUAUACAAGGCCAGCCCAUGAACCUGGGGUCAGCGGAGGAGGAGCUGAGAUGUCUCCGUGAAGAACUAACAGCAGCUCCAGACCCCGAGGCUCUGUUUCAGGCAUCUUCCAAAAUGGCCAGGGUUGUUAGUGAGUACUUUUCCCCAGAACAGGCCACAGACUUUAUUGCGGCCACAGUGGAAGGUAUGCUAUCUGCCAGCCCCACCUGUGCCACGGCAGCUGGACUGUGGAUGAAGGUUAUACUGAAGGAGUGUGAAGAUGCCAUGCUCGAUAAGGUGCCAGCUAUUCUGGAUAUCAUAUAUAGCCACAUGGCUACUAUCCAGGAGGGCAUCUUGAGGCAGUCCCUGCUGGAGGCAGUGUCUAUUCUAGCUCACCAUCACCUAGAGGCAGUGAUCUCCAGCCUCCUCAGCAACCAUCUGCCGAUGGACAGUGACACCACUGAGCUGUGGAGAUCUUUGGGGAGAGACCCCUUGCUUGCCACUCAAGUCCUACAGGUCCUAAUAGAAAAAAUAAAGACUUCAACAAGGCAAGAAGGAAGCGUCACCUCAGAGACUGAAACUGACAGGCAUUUGGCAGCUGCUGAACCUCUCUCAGCAACAUGUGCCAUCUUUGAGGUGGUGUCAGCACUGCAGUCGAGCAAAGCUGUGCAGGAGCUGCUCCCAGAGUGGUUUCCUGUUCUCCUGCAGCAGGUCAGCCGAACCUCAGGACAAAAGAUGCCUUUGCCAAGGAUAAGAAGCCGGAGCCUGUUCCAAAAAGACCAACAACAUACUGAGGGCAACCCUUGCCGGUUUUCUGUCCAAGCGUUAGAGUCUGUGCUUUUCAAUGUUGGGAAUGAGAGACUGGUGAGAGUCCUCAGGCUGCAGAAAACAUGGAUUCUGCUUGAAAACCCCCAGACUCACCAUGAGGGAGUGUGUCUGCUGGUGAGAGUUCUGCUAAGAUCAGGACUAGUAACACCUGAGAUCAUCCAGAGCGUCCUCCCCUGGAUGAAUUCCCCAAUGGAAAACUUCCGAGUCACCGGCACAGCUUUCCUUGCCCAGCUAAUGAGUGAUCCCAUGCUCAGGGAGAAGAAGUUGCUUAAGAGUGUCUUGCGCAUCUUGGAAGAAAGGUCACAGGAUAGGAACAGCAUUGUCCGUCAGAUGGCAGUAAGAGGCCUGGGAAAUAUAGUCGAUGGGGCGCCUGUGAAGGUGAAAAAGUACAAGAAGUUUCUUCUGGACAUACUGAUUGGGGCCUUACAUGACAUUUUCAGUUCUGAAGUCAUUGGCGAGAGUAUGAAAGCACUGGCCAAAGUCCUGAAGGAGCUGAAAGAGAAGGACAUUGGUUCUUCCUUCAAAGACCUCGCCCAACAGAUCCGGACCUACUUUGACGAUGAGGAUGAUGCUCUUCGCUCAGUGGCCUUUGUCCUAUUUGGCAUCCUGGCUCAGUUGACAAAGAAAAAACGGAAGGCCUAUUUCGCCGAGCAGGUUCGAAAGAGCUGGGUCACACUUCUGCUGCACCUGCAAGACCCGAGCCCCAAGGUUUCAAUGAUGAGCAGUCACACAGAUGAGUUCCCUUUGAUUGAACACAGCACUCGGUAG